Molecule: messenger RNA, 1537 nt
Organism: Sceloporus undulatus (fence lizard)
Lineage: Eukaryota; Metazoa; Chordata; Lepidosauria; Squamata; Phrynosomatidae
Gene: LYAR
Product: Ly1 antibody reactive
Exons: 9
Coding region: 259-1344 (361 amino acids)
Biological process (GO): negative regulation of transcription by RNA polymerase II; rRNA processing
Cellular component (GO): nucleolus
Molecular function (GO): DNA binding
Source: RefSeq, a predicted model, not a curated record
AAAUGGAGUCCAAAAGCCCUUGAAGAACACAAUGGUGGGGCAAAUCUCCUCAGAGUUUGGGUUUCAGGGCGGUUCAGGGAAGGUUUCCGCCUUCUGGGAGGGAGGCCCUGGGAGGGGAAGGGCUAGGCCUCGCUGCCCAUCUUCCGGCCCUUUCCUGGGCGAGUGAGGGAAACGUGGGGCUGGAUUUCCUCCCUGGAGUGAAGGACGAUAGAUGGUGAUCAAAUCUGACAGCCUUUGAAGAAACAGUUAUCUGUCAAGAUGGUGGUUUUCACCUGCAAUGCCUGUGGAGAAGCAGUGAAGAAGGGGCAAGUGGAAAAACAUGUCAAUAUCUGCCGGCACUGUCAGUGCCUUUCUUGUAUGGACUGUGGCAAAGAUUUCUGGGGUGAUGAUUAUAAAUGCCAUGUGAAGUGUAUAAGUGAAGACCAGAAGUAUGGUGGCAAAGGUUAUGAAGCCAAAGCCCACAAAGGAGAUGCCAAACAGCAGGAAUGGAUUCAGAGGAUUCAUGAAACAAUCAAGAAAACAAACAUGAACCCCAAAGUUCGAGAAAUUUUAGAGCAGAUGUAUGCCUAUGAUAAUAUUCCAAGAAAAAAGAAAAAGUUUCAGAACUGGAUGGCCAACAGUUUAAAAAUACACAGCACCCCUCUGCAAGACCAGGUGUGGGAUAUUUUUUCAGAAGCUACGAGAAAGCAGGAAGUAGUUGAAAACUCAUCUGCAAACAAUGAAGUUGUACCAACACCAUCAGAGGUAAAAACAGAGAAAUGUACAAAGAAAAAGAGUAAAAAGGAAGAGAGAGAAAACAUCAAAAAGAAUGAACAAUCAAGUUUGCAUAUUGAGCAAGAAAGCAAGGAACUUAUAAAAAGCAAAAAGUCUAAGAGAGACGUAGUAGAGGGCGUGCAUAAAAAAAAAUCCAAAACCAAUUAUUUGAAGAUGACCAAGCAGCAGGAAGCAGUUAUUUCAUCUGACAUGGAAAUGAAUGGAAAUAGCCCUGAUAUCAAAGAACCAGGAGCCAAAGGAAAGACGAAAAAACGCAAACGCAGCCAAUCAGAAGAUGUAGAUGGACUUCCCACUACAGAAAAAAAAGCGAAAAAUUCACAACCAGAAGAAAAUGAAGAUGAGCAUCAAGGUAAAUUCAGGUGGAAAGAGACCAUAAAAGCUGUCCUGAAGCAAGCGCCUGACCAUGAAAUAUCAGUUAAGAAAUUAAGGAAAAAGGUUUUAGCCCAGUAUUAUGCUGUAGCUGCUGAUCAUUAUAAAUCUGAAAAGGAAAUUCUGGCUCUUUUUAAUAAGAAAGUCAGCAACAAUCCUAAAUUUAGAGUUUUAAAGGAAAAGGUCAAACUCAUAAAAUAGCUUUAGGUAAAUGAUCCAAUUUUAUGUACUGUAUCUAGUUUUGUCAAUAGAUAUGGAAAUAGUUUAAUGAGUACAUAGCAGCAAAAUUUAGCUGUUCUUGAUUGUGAAUUUCAUUUCUUUCACUUACCAUUUAUAUUGAUUAAAAUAUAUUUUUGUAAAAUGACAAAACUCUAUUAAAAUCUUUCCAAUAUUA